Lathyrus oleraceus (garden pea) is the source of this 3114-nucleotide messenger RNA. RefSeq lists its product as uncharacterized. The transcript has 10 exons. NCBI's taxonomy places the organism in Eukaryota, Viridiplantae, Streptophyta, Magnoliopsida, Fabales, Fabaceae. The coding region runs from base 1 to 3114 and encodes 1037 amino acids. The record is from RefSeq and is a predicted model, not a curated record.
AUGUUAUGUCAAAAGGUUACAGUUCAACAACAAAUUUCAAGUUUUGAUGAAGAUGAAAUGUCUAAUGGAACAGAUGCUAUGGAAACUUUUGAAAUUACAUCAGGAGGGUAUUAUGAUAUAGGGGAUCCUGUCAUUGAAUGUCAAUAUUGUGGUGCAAAUAUGUGGUCAAAAAGUGGAGUUGAUGUUAAUAUUGUGAGAAAACUAUCUGAAAUGUUAUAUGAACAUAAUGUUCAUGCACAAUCAUUUCGCAUGGCAAGGGACAGACUUUGUGAAGAAGGUGUUUCUGAUUUAAAACUUCGUUUAAUAUCUGAACGAAGAAAUGAUGGAAGGAUAUAUAAUCAACCAACUGUAUCCGAAGUAGCUGCUUUAAUUGUUGGAGAUGUCGACACUGCAGAAAAAAGAGACAUUAUAGUGCAAAAACAAUGUGGCGAACUUCAAAGGAUAGAUGAGUAUCAUACCAGUUAUUUAGGAUAUCAGUACCCAUUAUUAUUUCCAUAUGGUGAGGAUGGAUAUAGACCUAAUGUGAGGCACCGUGAUAAAGGGACAAAUAUUCGCCACUUCACAGACAUAACACAGUCAGAACAGAACAAUAAAGAUAUUCCUUGGGAAGAAGCAACAAAGCGAAAUCGACUUACAAUAAGAGAGUGGUUGGCCUUUAGAAUUCAAUCAAGAUAUAAUGAAGCACAAACAUUGUUGCGAUCAAGGAGACUUUAUCAACAAUUUUUGGUAGAUGGUUUUACAAUGAUGGAAUCAGAAAGACUUAGGUGGCUUCGAAAGAAUCAGUCAAAACUGAGGGUUGGCAAGUAUCACAAUUUGAAUGAAUAUAAUUCAAAUGGAGAAACGCACGGGUCAAACACAGGUAAGAGGGUUGUGCUACCUUCUUCAUACGUUGGUAGUCGUAGAUAUAUGGAUCAACUAUACUUUGACGGAAUGGCAAUAUGCAGCUAUGUCGGAUUUCCAGAUCUUUUCAUUACAUUCACAUGUAACCCCAACUGGCCUGAAAUUCAGCGUUUGCUUGGUUCUGUUCAUCUAAAAGCAUCAGAUCGUCCUGACAUCAUUUCAAGAGUCUUUAAAAUGAAAUUUGAUGAGCUUUUGUCUGAUCUCAAAAAGAAAAGUCUAUUGGGGAAAGUUCUUGCAUAUAUGUAUACAAUUGAGUUUCAAAAGAGAGGAUUACCACAUGCUCACAUCUUAAUUUUCCUCCAUCCAUCUAACAAAUAUCCAACUCCAAGUGAUAUUGAUCGCAUUAUUUCAGCUGAAAUACCUGACCAAGAUACCAAUGAAGAGUUGUAUAAUUUGUUUCAGCCCGAAACAAUUGUUGAUCAAGAUGGGUUUCCGGUAUAUAGAAGAAGGGACAAUGGACAUACAGUUCUUAAGAAUGGAAUUCAAGUCGAUAACCGGAAUGUUGUUCCAUACAAUGCAAAGUUGUUGACAAAGUACCAAGCUCACAUAAACAUGAAAUGGUGCAAUCAAAGUACAUCGAUUAAGUACUUAUUCAAGUACAUCAACAAAGGUUACGACAGAAUCACCGCUGCCAUUGUACCGAAUGAUGAUGGAACUUCCAACCAGCCGCAGAAUAUUGAUGAGAUCAAACAGUACGUUUCUCCGAGUGAAGCAUCUUGGAGGAUAUUCUCCUUUCCAAUCCAUGGUAGAAAACCAGUUGUUGAGAGAUUGUACUUUCAUUGUGAAGGUCAAAAUUCGGUAUAUUACACUGAUUUUGAUCGUAUCAAUACAGUUCUGGAAAAACCAAGUGUAACUGAAUCGAUGUUUACAUCAUGGUUCGAAGCAAAUUGCAAGUAUCCUGAAGCACAAAAUUUAACUUACAGCAAAUUUGUUUCAAAAUUUGUUUAUGUUAAGAAAAAAAGAGAAUGGAAACCCCGUCAAAAAGGUUACACAAUUGGUAGGCUUAUAUGGGUUCCUCCAACAACUGACGAAUUGUACUAUCUUAGAUUGAUGCUCACACAUGUCAAAGGCCCCCGCAGUUAUAAUGAUAUAAAAACAGUGAAUAACGUAAAAUAUGAUACUUUCUGGGAUGCCUGUUUUGCUAUGGGUUUUAUCGGCGAUGAUAGAGAAUUCAUUGCAGCUAUUAAAGAGGCAAAUCAUUGGGGUUCAAGUCAAUAUUUGAGAUUACUAUUUGUUCACAUGUUAUUAUCAGGCAGCAUUAACAGGCCAAGACAUGUAUGGAGUAAAACAUGUCAUCUCUUAGCUGAUGGAAUACUAUAUGCUCAACAGCAAAUUGCAAACAAUAGAGGUUUGAGGUUGUCGGAUGAAGAGAUAAUGAAUUUAACAUUAAUUGAGAUUGAACGAAAUCUUCAAAGGAAGAGCCGAAGUCUAAAGGAAUUUGCUGGAAUGCCUUAUCCAAGUGGAUAUGUGGUUGAGCAGUUGGGAAAUAAGCUCAUAUACGAAGAGCGGAGUUACAAUCCAGCCGAACAAUUGCAAGAAUACAAUAAUUUGUUCUUAAAUCUUACAGAUGAGCAAAGAGGUGUAUUCAAGCGAAUAAUGGAAGCAGUAAACAAUCAACAAGGAGACCUUACAAAGAACAUGCGACUCCAACAAGCCGGCAAUACUUCAAGUACAUCUGAAUUAGAAUUGUUUUCUAAUUGGAUAUUAAAAGUUGGCGAUGGAAAAUUGGAAGAACCUAACGAUGGUUACACGGAUAUUCCUAUUCCAAAUGAUUUCUUAAUUUCUAACUAUGAUGAUCCACUAGAAGCCAUUGUUAGUGAAACAUAUCCGAAUUUUCUUAACAAUUACAAGAAUCCAGAAUUUUUGCAAUCAAGAGCUAUAUUGGCAGGAACAAUUGAAACGGUUGACAUCAUAAAUCAAUACGUUUUGGGAUUCAUACCAGGUGAAGAAAAGGAAUAUUUAAGUUUAGAUUUUGUAGACACUUUUGACGGUGAAGGAAAUGAAGCUUUUGAUGUUUUGACCCCGAAAUUUUUGAAUACACUUACAACUUCCGGUCUACCUAACCACAAGAUUAAAUUGAAGAUUGGGACCCCUAUUAUGUUGCUUCGAAACAUUGAUCAACCUGAAGGUCUCUGCAAUGGAACAAGGCUUAUAGUUACAAGAUUGACAAACCACGUUAUCGAGGCAAAGAUUAUAUCUGAAAAGAAUAUUUGA